AUGGCUGAUUUACUGCAAAAGGCGAUUCAAGCUAUGUCCUUGGAAGAAGAGGAGCCUUUGACCUUACCCGACAGUCCCCGUUUCAGGGUCUUUGAUGAAAACGAAACAAGUUUGUUGGGGAGGUUGCUGAAUCCCGACUGUCAAUCGAUGGCUAGAAUGAUUGAGUACAUGCCCACGGCCUGGAGAGUGUACGAUAGAGUUCGUGGAAUUGCCCUGUCUCGGGACAGAUUCCAGUUCGUUUUCCAACGAGAAGAGGACCUCGUGACAGUGCUGAAUGAUAGACCUUGGUCCUACAAUCAUUGGACUAUGGUACUAGAACGUUGGACUGCAAACCCUCCAGAUGACUUUCUUCAAUCCAUGUUUGUCUGGAUCCGCAUCCGACACAUACCUGUUAAUUUCUUCACGAUUGAGACUAUGUAUAAGCUCGCGUCUGAGGUGGGCAAGGUUGAGGAAGUAGCUUAUGAUCCAAAGGUGUCGCACACGAAGGAUUAUAUCAGGGCUCUUGUGCUGUUUGAUACGAACAAUCCUGCUAAAGCUGCUCGUAGGCUUAAGGUUAAAGGGGGAACAGUUACUAUUGAGUUUGAGUAUGAGAAGAUCCACAAGCGAUGUUUCCACUGCUUGCGGCUUACUCAUGAGAAGAUUAAAUGCCCUUUUAUCAAGAAAGGAGCUGGUAGAGUGCAGCGAGUCGCUGAAGCCCCGAGAUCAGAACGUAAUGACCAAACUCAUUCAGUUCUCUCAAAUGGCCCCCCUGGUUUUCCUGUGAUGUUUCCGGAGUUGUCUGGUGAAGAUCGUAAGAUGGCGAUGCUCUACAUCUCACAUGCUGACCCGACUGAACGGUUGGCGCGAAUUGAACGUGUUAAGCAAGGGAUCGCAGAUAACCUUGCUGCUUCUUCUGUGCAUCUUACACGCAUCACAAAAGAGCUGGACAAAGGAAAGGGUCAUGUCUUCUCUUACACAGAUCUCUUGCUCUCACAGCAAUGCGGUACUUCUCUUCCACUUGUUGUUGCGCCACAGUAUGGAGGAGAUAAGAUUGAUGAAGAAUCAACCUCUUCAGGGUCUGCUUUCUCUGCUAAAUCAACACCUAUAACUACGUCGGGUUUUCAGCUUGGCCCUUCUUCGGAAGGGCGUGUCACAGGAAGCAUCAGAGGAAACAAGGCCCAAAGGAGACGUCCCCAUUCUUGGAAAAGGAGAGAUUUGGGCAGGGAGGAACUACCUGCUCUUUCAGCUCCCCCAAGCGAACCAGAACUGAUGUCCAGCUCGAAGAGGAAAGCCUUAUCUUCUUUGCCUGCGGCAGAACCCAAAAACAAAAAAGUUUCAGACUCUACGGUGGCUUCCAGUUUGAAGCUGCUGCCAUCCCAAUGA
This is a messenger RNA of Brassica rapa (field mustard), 1362 nucleotides long. RefSeq lists its product as uncharacterized. NCBI's taxonomy places the organism in Eukaryota, Viridiplantae, Streptophyta, Magnoliopsida, Brassicales, Brassicaceae. The record is from RefSeq and is a predicted model, not a curated record.